AUGCCAGGGAUGCGCCCCUUGGCAAGGACGGCGGCCGCUUCUAGCCGGAAUGGCAGACUGCUGGCGGCGUCGUGCAGGAGGUUGCGCUCUAGGCAGGACAGCAUACCCGAAACCCCGGACUCGGACUCGGACCUGUCACAGUACCCGCCACCGACAAAACCCCCCGCCGCCGAGCCGGCCUCGGACUCGCCCCCGCCACCACCACCCCAAGCCGCCACCACCCCCCGGCCCCGCCACGGCUUCAACCCCCGGCUCACGUACGAGGCGUCGCAAAACAUCACGCGCUCCUACUUCCUAGGCCAUCACCACGCCGCCGUGCAGCGCAUGCGCGAGAAGCUGGUCAACAUCGGCCUCAUCAUUGAGUGCCGCGACAUGCGCGUCCCCCUGACCUCGUGGAACCCCACCCUCGAGACCGAGCUCGAGGCCCGCUCGCGGCCCCGCAUCGUUGUCUACACCAAGCGCGACCUGACGGCCUGGCCCACCGACCGCGCCGUCGUCGACCGGCUGAAGAAGUUCCACGAGCAGGACAGGGGUCCCGCCGGCCUCCACUCGUCGUCAGACCGGGACCGCCUCCCCGCCUGCCUCUUCGCGGGCGAGGACGACGGCCCCGCCACGCGCGCCAUCCUCGCCGCUGUCGGCUCCGCCGCCCGCCGCCAGGACAGCCUGCUCGGCAUGCGCGCCAUGGUGGUGGGCGUGCCCAACGCCGGCAAGUCAACACUCCUCAACCGCCUGCGCAGCAGCGGCCUCGGCGGCGGCGGCCGCCCAGGCGACGCCGCGCUCCGCCGCAAGGUGGCCCGCACCGGUGCCGAGCCCGGCCCCGGCGUGACGCGCAGCCUGGGCACGCCCGUGCGCGUGCUGGCCCCCGGCACCGGCCCCGACGACGUCCCCGGCCAGGGCGUCUUCGUCAUGGACACGCCGGGCGUCUUCGUCCCCUACGUCGGCGACGCCGAGGCCAUGCUCAAGCUCGCCCUCGUCGGCUGCGUGCGCGACGGCCUCGUCCCGCCCGCCAUCCUAGCCGACUACCUGCUCUUCCACCUGAACCUACCCGCCCGCCGCCGCGACGAGCCCCGAGGCCACGCCCUCUACGCCCGCCUCUGCCCCGAGCCCACAAACGACGUCGACGUCUUCCUCGACCACGUCGCCCGCCGCACGGGGAAGCUUGGCCCCGGCGGCGUGCCCCUGCUCGACCAGGCCGCCGACUGGGUCGUCCAGCAGUGGCGCGGCGGCCACCUCGGCCGCUUCGUGCUCGACGACGUCACGGCCCAGUCCAUCGACCUCGCCCGGAGCAACAGCCUGAACCCGCCGCGGAGCCUGAACCAGGCCCGGAGGCUCGAGAAGGAGCGCAGGAAGGAGAGGAGGGUCGAGGUCGCCAAGGCCAGGCAAGGUUAG
Messenger RNA from Gaeumannomyces tritici R3-111a-1, 1389 nucleotides. RefSeq lists its product as hypothetical. Gene Ontology annotation, molecular function: GTPase activity; GTP binding. The transcript is spliced from 2 exons. Gene Ontology annotation, cellular component: mitochondrion. Lineage: Eukaryota; Fungi; Ascomycota; Sordariomycetes; Magnaporthales; Magnaporthaceae. The record is from RefSeq and is a predicted model, not a curated record. The coding region runs from base 1 to 1389 and encodes 462 amino acids.